AUGGGUUUUCGUUUUGGGAAAAAUCUAAAUCGAGUUAUUGCGUGUGAAUUAUGGGACUUGUUUUCCUUGGAUGGGGUUUGGUCUCAAGACAAAUCUGACCCGGUAGUGCUGAUAAAGAAAGACGGCUUCUUUGCUAUGAUUGACGGCUACAAGAUCUGGUGGUGGUGUGUUGGUUCAUUGCUUUGUGGGAAGAUCCAGAAGGUGAAAAGUGUAUUGAGGUUACACCAACGUCCUAGAGCGCUUCAAUCUCCGAAGAGUUGUGCACCGGUUGUGGUAUCUGUGUUCAUAAAUGCCCGUUUAAAGCAAUUCAAAUCAUCAACUUGCCGAAGGCAUUGGACAAAGAAACAACACACCGUUACAGGCCUAACCAUUUUUAAAGUACACAGGUUACCGGUCCCUUGGCCAGGGGAAGUUCUUGGUUUGGUUGGCAUUGGGAAGUCAACUGCCCUAAAAAAUUUGUCGGGCAGUUCGAAACCAAAUUUGGGUCAUUUCAAUAAUCCUCCAGAUUGGCAAGAAAUCUUGACGUACUUUCGAGAAUCAGAGCUGCAAAGUUAUUUUAUUCGUCUCUUGCAAGAAAUCUUGAUGUAGUUUCGUAGGAGACUACUUUAGUUUUUUCUUUUUUGUUCGGACAUCUUGUGUGUACAUUUUCAUAUAUUUUAUAAUUAAAUACUUUUGCUUGGUUAAUUAA
Malus domestica (apple) is the source of this 688-nucleotide messenger RNA. NCBI's taxonomy places the organism in Eukaryota, Viridiplantae, Streptophyta, Magnoliopsida, Rosales, Rosaceae. The record is from RefSeq and is a predicted model, not a curated record.